Messenger RNA from Helianthus annuus (common sunflower), 687 nucleotides. RefSeq lists its product as uncharacterized. The coding region runs from base 1 to 687 and encodes 228 amino acids. Lineage: Eukaryota; Viridiplantae; Streptophyta; Magnoliopsida; Asterales; Asteraceae. The transcript has 2 exons. The record is from RefSeq and is a predicted model, not a curated record.
AUGUUGGACAACCUACGUGGAAAGGUUUCCCAUGAAGCACUUGAUUUGCUGGAAAAAGAGCUACUGAGGAAGAUGGAUGUGUUGCGGAAACUUAACGCAUCAUGUGGUUGCCAUAUGUGGCUUAGCAAAGGAUUGCCGUGUGCUUGUAGACUGGAAAACUACAACCGUACAGGGCGUAUAAUACAACUCGACGAGAUAGAUGUAUUCUGGCGUAAGCUUGACUUGCUCCCUUGUAAACUGGUAGACGAGGAGGUCGAUAUUGUAGCAGAGCUCAAUAAUGUGCGGCAACAUUUAGAGGCGCAGUCCCCCGUUCAGCAAAAGAGUAUGCUUUCAAAGAUAAAAGCGGUUUUCACCCCGAAAUCGUCAACCAAGAAACCACCGAUCGUCCAGCAAAACACUCGCGGUCGGCCUACAUCAAAGAAAGUACAAGAAAGGCUAGAUGAAGCUGCGAGGUUAGACCAAGCUGCGAGAUACAGCUCCUAUGGCGAGGACAGCAACGUAAUUACCGCUUCCCCCAAGCAUAGGUACGAUUUACCCCGACACAGCUCAUACGUACCGUCAGAGGGCUCUCGUGGAACUGGUUCGUUUGUGAAGUCUGAAAAACCUAAAAUGCAACCAAACAGUUCAACAAGUUCUAAAAAGAAGGAGACGAGGGAUGAUAAGGUUUUUCCAUUAAUAAAGGGAUGA